Messenger RNA from Neopsephotus bourkii (Bourke's parrot), 6182 nucleotides. RefSeq names its product PHD and ring finger domains 1 (gene PHRF1). Bases 63 to 5363 code for a protein of 1766 amino acids. The record is from RefSeq and is a predicted model, not a curated record. The transcript has 18 exons. Lineage: Eukaryota; Metazoa; Chordata; Aves; Psittaciformes; Psittacidae.
CCGGCCCGGUGACGUGAGCGCUGGAGCCUUCUCCUCGUAGAGCCAGUUUCCAAUGUCCUGCCAUGGAUGAUGACAGCCAGGAUGAACUGAUAAACAAGAAUGCUGCACUGGGCAAGAGCAAAAGACAGAGUCUUGCGCUCCUCAGUGAAACAGAAAGCAAUGGUGGAAAUAGCGAUGAUUCAGAAGAUGAUACUGGAAGUGAAGAAGAUGACCCUGAGGAAGAGGGAGGCGAGGAGGACAAGGGAGAAAGUGAGGAUGAAGAACUAGAAGAUUGUGAAGAUGAUGAUGAUGAUGAAGAAGAGGAAGAAGAGGAAGAAACUGAGGCCAGCGGGGAGGGAACGACUGAUGCUCUGAAAGGAGAGCCACGCAUAAAUGGAGCAAGUGUUUCUUCUGAUGAGGAUGGUGAACACUGCCCCAUUUGCCUCAACACGUUUAGGGAUCAGGUUGUUGGGACUCCUGAGAACUGUUCCCAUUACUUCUGCUUGGACUGUAUUGUGGAGUGGUCUAAGAAUGCAAACUCCUGUCCAGUGGAUCGAAUCCUCUUUAUGAACAUUAACAUUCGGGCACAUUUUGGUGGUGAAAUCUUAAAAAAGAUUCCUGUUGAGAACACAAUUAUUCAGGGUAAUUAUGGAGAGGAUGACCCAACCUUCUGUGAGGUAUGUGGCAGAAGUGACCGUGAAGAUCGCCUGCUGCUGUGUGAUGGCUGUGAUGCAGGGUAUCACAUGGAAUGCCUUAGUCCACCUCUGAGUGAAAUUCCUGUAGAUGAAUGGUUCUGUCCAGCCUGUGCCCCCAUGGGUGUCAGUGCUGCUGCAGACACAGAUCAAGUCAGUGAUGAUGAGGUUGCUGCCAUCAUGGCUGAUGUUACUCCUACCACCAGCAGGCUGCGCCCCCAGGCCCGAACCCGAGCUAUCGCUAGAACUCGGCAGAGCGAACGAGUUAGGGCAACAGUGAACAGAAACCGGAUAACAACAGCCCAGCAAAUUCAGAAUGUGCCAGGGUACCUCAUGCCCUCUCUUCUGGAUGAAACAAUCGAGGCAGUUAUUUCAGGCAUAAACACAGCCAUGUAUGAGCGUCCUGUUACACCGCUCCCUCCACCAGUUCCUGAUCCACUCCCUGCACCAUUCUCUGCACUGGCUCUUGCAGCAGCUCUUGCAGCAGCUCCUGCACCGGCUCCUGCACCGGCUCCUGCACCGGCUCCUACACCAGCCUCUACUAGGCAGAAAAGGAAAACAGGUAGGAGGAAGAGAGUAAGAGGCAAAAAAAGAACUCAGACAAAAUCUUCUGCUGGGAAGAAGAGUUCAGGGGCACAGCUGAAGAGACGCAAGAUUCUCAUAAAGAAGAGAAGGGGGAAAAAGAUGAGAGUAAGAUCACGUGUGAAAAAUGAGGUUACUACUCGCUCCCGUAUUGCGAGAACUCUUGGUCUUAGUAAACCUGUGCGUGGGGCCUCACUUCCUUCCAUGUCCAAACCAGCAGAGCCCUCACUUGGCCUGAUGAGAGCAGAUAUCGGUGCAGCUUCUCUAUCUGUGUUUGGAGAUCCAUACGAGCUGGAUCCUUAUGAAAGUAGUGAAGAGGCUCCAGCAAAUCCAGAUUCACCAGUGAGUGCCAAAAGGAGAGUUCUCUCCCAGUCAGCACUGAGGUCUCACCGUCCUGUAGCUAGACCUAUUUCAGUGGGACUUCCCAGAAACAGUGUCCCUGCUGUGAGUCCUGAACAACAACAAGAAGAAGAAGCUGCCCCUGUGCCUGAUUUGUUGGGAAGUAUCCUUUCUGGACAGAGCCUUCUCAUGAUGAGUAGCUCGGAUGUGGUCAUCAACAGAGAUGGUUCGCUGACGGCGAAGAAGUCGGCAGCUCCACUUCAUAGAAAAUCGGCGAAUGACUCGAGAGCACAUGAUAGUUCAGGACAUAGCAGCCAAUCAAGUACAGUGCAUUCAGGGACCACAGCAAGCAGCUCUACUCCUGGACCUUCAGUUUCCUCAGGGCUGAGUACUCAGACCAGACCUUCCUCCUCUUCCUCCUCCUCAAGCUUCUUUUCAUUGCCUUCACCGUCACUGAGCAGGAUUGAGCCUGCAGCAAAGUCAGCACAGGCCACAUCAGAAAAGGCAACUGUAAAAUCAGAAUAUUCAAUGACACCCAGAUCUGUUCAGACUCAAAACAUGGCUGCUCUGAGCAGGCAUGGCUCCAGGCUAGGUGAAAUGCCCAGAUGUAAUGGAAACUCUAAAAGCUUUGCAGCCAGUGACUCAUCAUCUUCAGAGCCCCUGAGCUGUAAUUUGAAUUCUGCCUCAAAAGCUGUAACUGUGAGGCAGCCAUUAAAACCACCUUCCAAGAGAAUUGACAUCUUUGAGCUUCCCAGGAUACCAAAGAUUAAAAAGGAAACCAGCAGCAAGCAGGUGGAGGCAGAACCUGCAGGAAGCCAAAGCUGUGACAUCCCCAGCUCCUGUAUAACCCAGUUGACUGGCAAAGAGAGCACUAAUCAGCCAGGAAAGGGUAGCAGGGUGGAAAGUCAGAAGUCAACUGCCAAGGAAUAUCAUCAACAAGCGCGUACAAGUGGGUUGUCUUUUUCUACCAAUACAGGUGCUCCUGGUAGUUCAUUGCUACUGGGCACUUCAAGGAGCAAAGGCCCAAGCUCUUUUGAGAGUUUUAAAAUCAAUAUUCCUGGAAACGCAGGGCAUCCCAGCAGACUCUCUAACCCAGGAUUUUGUAACACCUUCCGCCCUGUGGAUGACAAAGUGCAACAGAAAGAGAAUCCUUUGCAUCUCUUCUCAGUUAAGAAAAAGCAGGUCAAAAGUGAGAUAUAUGAUCCCUUUGAGCCAACAGGAUCAGACUCGAGUUCAGCAAGCAGCAGUCCUGAAAGGCUUGGCUCAGGGAUUCCACUAACUAAUAUUACCAGGACUAUUUCCAUUGAAAAUCCCAAAGUUCAGACGUUUCAAACUGUCCGUCGUUUCACCCCUUACGUGGUAGAAAAUGUAUUUGGAUCUGGGGCUGACUUUGAUGUACCAUCUAGUAACACAGAGUCUCAUGAUGAUGUGACAGUAGAAAGCAGGAUUGUAGAACCAAUCUCUGAUACAGAAGAGCGGGACAGUAUGGAUGAGGAAGACUUUCUAAGCAGUCCUUGCACUUCAUCUGCUGUUAAGCAAAUUUCUAAUGCAGAGUGUUUAAAAGGGGAAAGGAGAGAGGGCCCUAAUGUGUUCUUUAAUGCUGAAGAAUUGGUUAGACCUAACAUUAAUGUGAAAGUAGAACCAGAUAGUCCCUCAAAGAAUGAUGAGCAGCAGAAUGUCCAAAAGGUAGAACAGACAGAGAGGCGAUCACGUUCCAGGUCCUGUUCAAAUUCCAGCUCCCAAAGCAAGAAGAAGUUAAAAAGGAAAAAGGCACUUGUCAAAGAGCUUAGGAGAUCCCGAUCAGGGUCUAGGGAUAGGGCACACUCAAGGGACCGAAGCUCCAGAUCGGCCUCUUGGUCAGGUGGAGAAGAGUGUAGCAAAACACAAACACCAAAACCCAAGAGCAGGAGGUCUUCUACGGACCGUUCUAGCAGUCACGACCGAUCUAAGAAAAAGAAAGUGAAGGAUAAAACCAAGGAUAAAAAGGCAAAAACUGCUUGGUCUAGGGAGAGAAGAAAAUCUAGGUCACGUUCAGGUAGUCCUGGAAGUACCUCUGAGUUUUAUGAAAAUCGGAAAAAGAAAAGACGGUCUCGAUCAAGAUCAAGACGGAGGGAACAUUCCCGAUCAAAUAGCAUCGAGAGGACUAAAAGGCAGAAACACAGAAGAGACAAAAGCCAUGAGAGGUAUGAUAAAGAUAGUAGCAUGAGGUCAAGGGACAGAAAGAGAUCAAGAUCCAGGUCUCGGGAGAGGAGAAAAUGGAGGUCUCGAUCUCGGUCUACAUCUCGAUCUCGGGAGCACAAAAGCAGCAAAUCAAAGGAAAAAAGACCACGAUCAAGAUCACGCUCCAAAGAAAGAAAACACAAAUCAAAAGAGACAUCACUGCCUCCUCCACCAGAAAGGGAUCAAAAAUCUCCCUUUGAAAAUGUGUCCAGCUGUCUGGAACAACCCCAUUCCUUCAAACAAGAGCCAAAGGAGGAGCUGGUACUAGAAGAGCUUUCCAUAACCAUCCAACCAAAUGUCAAACUUGAGGAAGUACAAGCUGAGACCCCAGUUCAACUCAGAGAGGUCCAAGAAAUAAUAAAGGUAGGGCCCAUCUGUCAGGAAGUGACCCAUGAAACUGAAUUCCCUGUGCCAGAGAUCCCAAACAUUUGUGCUCCAAUUGGCAAUGUGGAUUCUUUUGCUGAAACAGAAUUAAUGAGUGGCAGUGAUCCAGGAGUACUUGGUAGCUGUAACAAUACAAACCUUGAGAUUACAGUUAAAAUAGAAAAUACUGCAUUAUGUCCAUCUCUGAUGGAACCAUCCCCAAAGAAGGAAGUUAUCAUACAUGCUCCAGCUGAGGCUGCACCUAUUCAGAGCCCGUCCAAAAGCAAACUAACAGAUUGUGUGAGGGAGCUUAAAGAUGAGUGCCUUGUGUCAAGUGAAAAAACUGGUAAUUUCACUAAGCCUGAAUUGGAAGUGGUGCCUCAGGGUCCUGCACUGAAAUCAAAAGCACCAGUAAAAAGAGUUACCUGGAAUCUUCAAGAGGAAGAAGGCGGCACAUUGUCUGCUGGAAAAGUUCCAAGGAUGCCAUUUUACAAACUUCAGCGAGCAAAAGAAGGGGCCUGGAAAGCAGAGGACUUGAACCAAACAUUAAAUCAGGUGCAGUUAAAUGAGCCUCCUCCAACCAAUUAUAUGAUUCCUGAGCCUAUGUUUCCUGACCUAGAUUCCUCUCAGGUGUACUGUCAAAAUACACCUUUGACUCCACCUCUGCCCUCCAGCCUUCCCCCUUAUGCCCCUGUCAGCCAGCCCACAGUUCAAUUUAUCAUGCAAGGUAGUCUCCCAGCACUUGUCUGCAUGGCAGGACAGAGCCUGACUCCAGAGCCAGGCAGCCUGGCAACUGCAUCUGAACCAGGAAUCCCAGCUGCUUCUGUUGGAAAUGCAGAAGAAGAUGUCAACGCACCUAAACCUCCUGUGGAUAAAACAAAAAAUGAGGAAUAUAUGAAGAAGCUUCACAUGCAGGAAAGGGCUGUGGAAGAAGUGAAACUUGCUAUUAAACCUUUUUACCAGAAGAGGGAGAUUACAAAGGAGGAGUACAAGAGCAUUCUUCGAAAAGCAGUACAAAAGAUCUGCCACAGCAAAAGUGGAGAGAUCAACCCUAUGAAGGUGGCUAAUCUGGUGAAGGCAUAUGUGGAAAAAUACAAACAUAUGAGGAAACAUAAGAAAUCUGAUGGUGACGAUACACAAGAAGUGGAAAACUUAGAGCAAGCCACAGCCAGCACAAGCUUGGAUUGAACUUUGACUGUGAACACUAUGCCAGAGAGGAUAAUAGCUCUGCAGUUGCAUCUCAUUGAAAACAAAGUGCAGAGAAGCAAGAUCAUAAUAAGACUUAUCUGUGGAACCUUCUUCUGAAUUGUUUCCAUGUGGGAAUGAACUCGGGUUUGGGGUUUGGGGUUGGGUUUUCUUUUCCUUGAUUACCUACAGUUGUAGAACUAAGUAACAAUCAAAUGUGUCAGACCAGCAGAGUAAUUCCAGGGGGAACACAGAAGAGAUUAGUGUUUGGAACUCCCGGAUUGCUACAGUUUUCAGGGUUACUUUGAUCACAUUUUUAGGCUGUGUACCUGUCUUGCUAGAAGUUUGAAUCUGGACACCACUUUUCAUAUACAGUAUAUUGAGAGCUGUAUACUGUUUCCUUGUGUUUAUUUAUCGAAAUACAGAUUGUCUUUAGAAACUUCUGAUUUAAUACUUGAAAUGUUGUAUUUUUAUCCCUGUUUGAUGGUGAGCGAAGCUUUACUCGCUCUGUCACUUUGGGAUUGCGGAAAUGAGUUAACCUUUAUAAACUGACUUCAGAAACACUGCUCAAGCUGUGGUGUUUAUUUACGUUCUGUUGGAAGCAUCUUGUUAGUGAAAAGUUGAGUUUCGGGGUGGGAGACUGCAUUGCACUUCUGUAAAUAAUGCACUGACGGCUGGUUUUGUGUAUGCCUUUCAGGAGAAAAAUAAACAGAAACGAAGCAUUGUGAAUUUUCAGUAGCACGCUGAAGGGACGAGGUUGAACUGAUGUACAGAGCAGAAAUGUGACAAUUUAUAAAGUUAUUUUGAAUGGUUUUAGUCCUA